CAGUUUAACAGUAAAACAAGAGAUGGGUUUACUGUGAACACAAAAGUGCCCAGUCUCAAGGAUCAAGGGAAAGAAUAUGAUGGAUUUACAAUUACAAUAACAGGAGAUAAAGUGGGGAACAUACUAUUUUCGGUAGAAACUCAGACAACAGAAGAGAGAACACAGCUGUAUCAUGCAGAAAUAGAUGCGCUAUAUAAGGAUCUAACAGCUAAAGGAAAAAUUCUAAUUCUGUCUGCAGAGCUGGGGGAAGUAGAUGCUGUUUGCAACUUGAUCCUGUCAUUAGUUUAUUACUUCUAUAAUUUAAUGCCACUUUCAAGAGGAUCUAGUGUGAUAGCUUAUUCAGUGAUCAUGGGAGCACUAAUGGCAAGUGGAAAAGAAGUAUCAGGAAAAAUCCCUAAAGGGAAGCUGGUUGAUUUUGAAGCAAUGACGGCACCAGGGUCUGAAGCUUUUAGCAAAAUAGCAAGGAGCUGGAUGAAUCUAAAAAGUAUUUCACCUUCUUACAAGACCCUACCAUCAGUAUCGGAGACUUUUCCAACCCUGAGAACAAUGAUUGAAGUACUAAAUACAGACUCAUCUCAUUGUCUAAAAAAAACUAUAGUUGUUGUAUAA
This is a messenger RNA of Fulmarus glacialis (Northern fulmar), 609 nucleotides long. RefSeq names its product tetratricopeptide repeat protein 13-like. The transcript has 6 exons. NCBI's taxonomy places the organism in Eukaryota, Metazoa, Chordata, Aves, Procellariiformes, Procellariidae. The annotation marks the transcript as partial. The record is from RefSeq and is a predicted model, not a curated record.